Molecule: messenger RNA, 387 nt
Organism: Funneliformis caledonium
Lineage: Eukaryota; Fungi; Glomeromycota; Glomeromycetes; Glomerales; Glomeraceae
Source: the annotation of a GenBank genome assembly
AUGCACUACUUAUUUCGUAACACGAGAAAUUUUGAGCAUGAUUACAAACGACAUUUGGAGAUUUACUUUGAAUUUUAUGAGGAAAAAUAUUUUACGUUUUUUCUUAAAAAUAUUAAAAAGACAUACGCAGAAAAUAUGUCAUCAAAUCAAAACCGACAAUUUUUUACUUCAAUAAUUAAUAUGGAUCGGUUACUUGGAACACAACAUUCAAGAAGCGUUAAUCAAAGAAGGAGAAGAAGGGUGAAUCGACUUGGAUUAAAUACAUAUCAAAUACGUAAUGUUCUCACAAAUAAUCGAGACACGCUUGAUCGUAUCGUUAACCUUUCUACACAAACUUCAAGUGAUCUAUUGAUUAAUCAAUUUUACAAUGGGUCUUCGUUCAUUUAA